Rhipicephalus sanguineus (brown dog tick) is the source of this 1834-nucleotide messenger RNA. RefSeq names its product TNF receptor-associated factor 3. Lineage: Eukaryota; Metazoa; Arthropoda; Arachnida; Ixodida; Ixodidae. The transcript has 3 exons. Bases 62 to 1537 code for a protein of 491 amino acids. The record is from RefSeq and is a predicted model, not a curated record. Gene Ontology annotation, molecular function: zinc ion binding.
UCGCCGCUCUACUUGCCUGGAUACAGAGCUAGAAGCGGUGUCCGUGCAGUCACUCGUAGCCAUGGCUCCAGAAGUUCAUUCUCACGCUGUUUAUGGAUUCUCCGAAAGCCUCGACUGGACCACGCUGCACUUCGUUAAACUCAUCGACGACAUCAGGGUGUGCAGUGCCUGCAGAGCUGUUGCCAGGAAAACCGCCUUCCUAGCGUGUCGCCAUGUUCUUUGCGAGCCUUGCUACGAGCACUGGAAGUCAAGGGGCAGCCAUGUCUGUUUCCUCGAUGGCGACCUGUGUCCAGAAAACGAGGUCUAUUGGAUGGAGUUUCCAGCGGAGAAGAUGAUGAAAUCUGAGGUCAGCUGCUGGAACCGGGAAAACGGAUGCGAGAUCAUCGCUGAUGUUUCAAGCAUAACCGAUCACUUCCACCGAGACUGUGAGCACCACUCCGCGUGCUGUCCAAAGUGUUCGUCGACGGUUCUUCGGAAAGACAUCAUCGCGCACCUUGAAUCACAAUGUGCCAGCCACGUCUUGAGGAUAAAGUCUACAACACCACCAAGCCAGGCAGAGUUGAAGGACAUGACAGGCAUUUGGGAAGGUGUCCGUGGCGUAGAAUCGGCGCUUCGAAAUGCGUCUCACAACGAUGCGUUGCUGCACAACAGCCUUCAAGGUGUGACAGCAAAGAACGAAGAAAAUGGCGACUCCCUUUCGAAGAUGGCAGUUGAAGUCGCGCAGAUGUCGCAGGUGACGAAGCAGACACUGAGUGCGGUGGAAAGAAGCAGCAAAGGACACGCGAAUCAAACAGCAGAUUUGACGACGUGCAAAGAAAGUUUGUGCUCGAAGUUGGACGAAAUCGAAAGGGCCGCCGAUGAAUUGAGGCGUUGUGAAAGCGCAGCGCAACAAGAUAUGAGUCAGUGCGAGAAGUACGCCGAGAACUUGCACGAGCUGAAAACGGAAAUGCAAAGCAUGUCAAGCAUGCUGAGAGAAUUGAGGAAUAUCCUCCCUGAAGCAGCUGUAGCCGCAAGUGCGGCCGCAGAUGGUUUGUCUGAGGUUCUAAGCUCCGAACUCUCCUCAUAUUGGUCGGGACCUCGUUCAUUCGAUCGAUUCCCACUGGAGGCGACCGCCCGUGUUUUCGAGAAUGCAUUGAAGCUUCCCGUCAAAGUCUUGUGGUGCGUGCAUGGGUGGCCGGUACUCGUACACAAGAUUGAAGAGAACAAUCUUGACGUUGCUGCAACGAAUGUCACUGUUGAUGGUAGAUACCAGAUAUCUCUACACAUUAGACCUAAUUCAGACAACGAUUGGUUGCGAAUUGCGGUGACUGUGUUGCAACAUGAUGGCACUACUUUAGGAGCCUUUCCCAGAACGAUGGCAUUAUUCUUCACCAAUAGUAAGAGUUUUGUCGUGCAGAACGAGAUGAAUUUCAUACACUUGCCACUGUGGCGCAGAGGGCGCCAAUUCCCCUACGUGUACUUAAGCCUGAAGGAUGUUAAGCGCAGCGGAAUCUUCUCGUGCGACGUGCUAAAAGUGCACUGCGCAUUUUUCUAUUAACACUUGUCAUUAACUUAUGAUGACAUCCCUUCUGCAGCAAAAUUUUUGUCACUCACGAAUCUUUUGAGUCCGAAAGUAAGUGAUGGUAGUGUAGCGCAAAUCAUUCACUUAAUCAAGCUGCUCUUAGAUAACACAAGUUUAAUAGCCAUGUACGUCAUGCUGCUAGAAUUUGUUGUACUGUUUGUUGUAAUGUUGAAUUCGUUGUAAUGUUUGUUCACUAUACGUCUUGUGAAAGCAAGUUUUGUUACUCCCCGAUGUCAUGGGAUGUUUUUACCUGCAGCGUAGCGGCUUCGCUAU